GAGGAACAAAUUAGAAUGAAAAACAAAUUAACAAGGAAACUCAAGGCGAGCGACUCCUCUGUGUGCACGGAGUUACAAAACGAGAGGCGAAGCAGGGAGCCGCGACUUGCCUUUCCUACAAACCACCAUCUCCUCCGGUGCCUUGGGACUGCAAGACCAGAUGGGAUUGAAGGGAGUUGUUACAACCGUAACAAAAUAAAUGAAAAAAUAAAAAUACCAAAAUCCAAGAGCCAAAAAGUGGACUGUCUGGCAGGGAGCAGGAAGGGAACAAAAAUGUGGACUGUCUGGCAGGGAGCAGGAAGGGAACAAAAAUGUGGACUGUCUGUGUCACCGGGGACUGGAUUGAGAAACGUUGAUCUAAAGCGUCAGAUUGAUGUUAAGUUUCAAGAUGAAUCACACUAAGAGUAUGACAAUGAGUAGCUGUUUAGAAUACCGCCCUGUUCAGAGCUUGUAGGCGUGCUGUAUUUUGCGUGAGUGAAUGUUGACGUCACAUUUACCUUCACUGAAUACGGCAGCAGUCAUGGACAGGAUGCAUGCAGAUGGUUUGGAGGACUCACCAGCAGGGGGAGCUCUAUCAGACAACAAUGCCGCUUUGCACCAUUGUAUCAGACAGCUGGCCAAAUCCCUCACACUUCGCAAGACGGACAAGAGCUGGGCUUCUGAGUUAGUAAAUGACUUGCGUGGCAAGUUUCUGGAAUACCUGAAGCGUAAUGCCCAUUCCUACCUCCAAAGUGUCACUGUGCUGAACAGCGGGAGCUACUAUGAAAUGGUGAAGAUAGGCGACCCAGAUGAGUUUGACAUGAUGCUUCUGCUACCAACACCCCGACUCAACUGGACAGAGAUUGCUGAGUUAAAUGGGCUGUUCUACAAAGUCUCCCUGACUCACCAGACUCGAGAAAAGAUACGUGCCUUCCUGCUGCAGGAUGCCCGCACCAUCUCGCCUAUUAAAAUCCUGGAGGAGAUACACCACCUGGUCCGCAAAUUCAUUAAAACUUAUGAAGCUCCAGGUGGGAAGCACUACUGGACGCUGAACAGGAAGAAUCCCAAUUCUCCGGCCAUCACCCUGCUGCUGAAGAGUGUCAGAGAGGAGGAUAAGGAGAAGGGAGGUGAGGAGGUGCAGGAGAGCGUAAUGGAGGCAAAGGGCUUGGACACGAGAGAGCAGAUCUCUCUAGAUAUUGUUCCUGCGCUGGAGGUGUCGGAGGCUCAAGGCUGGCCCCCGGCCACGCGCAAGGGCCUCAAGGUGGAGAAGUGGCUGGGGAGUAAGACACGCUGCAACCUCAAGAGUCAAGGGUUCUACUUCGUGGCCAAGAAACCCAAGAAACUCAGGAGGAACCUGAGUCCUGAUUCCCAAGAAAGCUGGAGGAUUUCUUUCUCGCACAUUGAAAAACAGAUCAUAAAGGUCCACGGGAACAACCGGACCUGCUGUGAGAAGAAUGCCCAGAAGUGUUGCCGUAAGCAAUGCCUUAAACUGCUGAAGUACCUUAUCGAGAGGCUGAAGCAGCUCUACCCUAAUGAUCUGAAGCCCCUCUGCUCAUACCACGCCAAGACGGUCUUCCUGCACACACUCUCUGAUAGGGCUGAGGAUCAAAAAUGGGCCCAGAAGCUGCUGCCUGAAUGUUUCCUGCUGCUCUUGGAGAACCUGCAGAAGCACGUGCAUGCCGCCUCGCUGCCACACUUUUUUGUCCCAGACCACAACCUUUUCGCCCCACCCGACUUCCCGCGCCGCUGCCUGCAGUUCCUGCAGAAGACACUGGAAGACCAGCGUGCGCAGGGCUACCCCCUUCUGAGGGAGGCCCAUCCCGUCGAGACCCUUCGCACAACUGACGUCAUGACCCCGAAAGACCCAAUGUCACUAGCAUGUCCUCCAAGUGACAGUCCAGUAAAAAAGGCAAUGGUGAUAUGUUUGGCCUUUUUCUUCAUCAUGUUUCUGUACAAAAAGUUGUAGGUAGGCACCUUGGCAUGUUAUACAUGAGUGGUACUACAGAAUUCCCCACCCUGUAUGUGUAUGUUGAAGACAUCAAUUACUCUUCUUUUGAAAUAGAUUUUGUGUGUGUUCGUCUGUAUUUGUGAUUAGUGUAUUUUCACAUGUGUGAGAUAAUACAUGCUUAACGCAGCAGGAAUUGGAAUAUCCCAGCAUGCUCUGCAGGUGACUGUAAAUAGCCCGUGCUGUAUUGUUACUGUCAGUGCUUGUAAUUCCUGAUUGUGCUGUGUGUGUUUACCUGUGUCUUAUGUGAACCCAGUCUAACCCUCACGUGUCUCUAGCCCGUUGUAUAAUUAUCCACCAUGUCUGUGCCUUACUGUCCGGCAUCUGAUCUCCUUGCUUUUCCCCAUUACUUUGGCCUCAGUGCUCCUUCAGUGCUUGUCAUGGUCAUUUUAAGGACUUAAUAAAAGCUUUCUCAUCUUUCACCACCA
This is a messenger RNA of Brienomyrus brachyistius, 2412 nucleotides long. RefSeq names its product cyclic GMP-AMP synthase. The transcript is spliced from 6 exons. Lineage: Eukaryota; Metazoa; Chordata; Actinopteri; Osteoglossiformes; Mormyridae. The record is from RefSeq and is a predicted model, not a curated record. Gene Ontology annotation, biological process: paracrine signaling; negative regulation of double-strand break repair via homologous recombination; cellular response to exogenous dsRNA. Gene Ontology annotation, cellular component: site of double-strand break; cytosol; nucleus. Bases 479 to 1945 code for a protein of 488 amino acids. Gene Ontology annotation, molecular function: chromatin binding; 2',3'-cyclic GMP-AMP synthase activity; double-stranded DNA binding.